Molecule: messenger RNA, 1281 nt
Organism: Stylonychia lemnae
Lineage: Eukaryota; Ciliophora; Spirotrichea; Sporadotrichida; Oxytrichidae
Source: the annotation of a GenBank genome assembly
AUGAUCAAGCAAGGAUUCAAUAUACUAACAAGAACUGUCACACCCGUACAAUCUUCCCUACUAAAGUCACACAUUAUCGCAUAAUCAUUAAGAUGCUUUGCUUCAGGGACAAAGCUUCAAAAGUUUGACUACCUAGAUCCACUCAUCAUUGAGGACUUACUCACUGAGGAUGAGAAAAUGGUAAGAGAUGCUGCUAGGGGAUAUGCUCAGGAGAAGUUGAUGCCCAGAAUCAGACAGGCCUACAAUGAGGAGAAAUUUGACGUCAAAAUUAUGAGAGAGUUUGGUGAGCAAGGCUUCCUAGGUUGCACCAUCAAUGAAUAUGGGCUACCAGGUGUCUCAUCUGCUGCUUAUGGUUUGAUAAAUAGAGAGGUAGAGAGAGUUGAUAGUGGAUAUAGAUCUGCCUUGUCAGUUUAGUCAUCUCUUGUUAUGUACCCGAUUUAUACCUAUGCUAGCAAAUCAGUCAAGGACGCACUUAUUCCUAAACUCGCAACUGGAGAGUUAAUUGGAUGCUUUGGUUUGACUGAGCCAAAUCAUGGAUCAGACCCUGGAUCAAUGGAGACUAAUGCAAAAGACAUGGGUGACCACUUUUUGCUAAACGGUAGCAAAACAUGGAUUACCAACUCACCUCAUGCAGAUGUAUUCGUGAUUUGGGCGAAGGAUGAAUCAAAGGAAAUUAAGGGAUAUGUUUUGACCAGAGACAUGAAGGGCAUUUCCACCCCUAAAAUAGAAGGAAAGCAUUCCCUAAGAGCUUCUACAACAGGAAUGAUUAUGCUCGAUGAUGUUAGAGUCCCUAAGGAAAACAUUCUCAACGUUAAAGGUCUCAAGGGACCUUUCAGUUGUCUAAACUAAGCCAGAUUUGGUAUUGCUUGGGGAACUUUAGGAGCAGCAGAAUUUUGUUUCCAUUAAGCUCGUGAGUAUACCUUAAACAGAAAGCAAUUCGGCAAACCUCUUGCCUAGACUCAGUUAAUCUAGAAAAAGAUGGCAGAUAUGUUGGUUGAAAUCACUCUAGGACUUCAUUCAGUAUUAAGACUUUCCAGAUUAAAGGAUGAGGAUAAGUUAGCCCCAGAGAUGAUCUCUAUGUUAAAGAGAAACAACUGUGGAAAGUCAUUGGCAAUCGCUAGAGAUGCGAGGGAUAUGCUUGGUGGUAACGGUAUUGUAGACGAGUAUCAUAUCAUAAGACAUCUAUGUAAUCUAGAGACUGUUAAUACCUACGAGGGUACUCAUGAUAUUCAUGCUCUUAUCAUCGGAAGAGCCAUCACUGGCCUUCAAGCAUUUUAAUGA